AUGGCCAAUGGCGAAGGCGCGGUUGACGCCGAACCUGGCGAAAUCAAAAGCUGCACCAUCAAGACCCUCCCCAGCGAUAAGUGGGUUUCGGCGGCUGCGCGCGCCGUUGAGCACAACCCGGCCAACGCGCCAAUGGUGCAAAUGCUACACCAGGAAGUGGCAGGAGGCAUUCUUUCCCCAAGCCACCUGACUUUACUGACGGGUAAGUACUGGGGGAGCGCCGGUGUUAGGCUCACCGUGAGCUUUCUCGACGGUCCACCUGCGGAUCUCCGCGCGCGCAUCGUGAGCCACAUGAAUGCCUGGAGGGUGUAUGCAAAUGUGGAAUUUGUUGAAGAAGCCUCGGGCGGCCAGGUCCGAGUUGCGCGAAAAGUAGAUGACGGCCACUGGUCCUACUUGGGAACGGAUAUCCUUUCUGUACCGAACAGCGAGCCGACGAUGAAUCUCGACUCGUUCACAAUGGAUACGCAAGACUCGGAAAUCUAUCGCGUGGUCCGGCAUGAGACGGACCAUACCCUGGGUUUCCCGCACGAACACACUGCCAGUGGUAUCCUAAGUCGCAUCAACCGCGAAAAGGCGAUUACUUACUUCAUGGCAACCGCGAAAUGGACUGGGGAGAUGGUGAUUCAGCAGGUUCUUACGCCGCAGGAUAAUUCGGCCCUGAUAGCUACAGCAGCACCUGAUCCGCUGUCCAUAAUGUGCUAUUUCCUCCCGGCGUCGAUUAUGGAGGAUCACAUCGCCGUGCGUGGCGGCAGCGAUAUUAAUGUAACCGACCGCAAGUUCGCAAGUUCUGUGUACCCAAAAUUCGCGGGUUGGCAGCUGUUGGACAACAAUUCUGCGACUGUCAGCACCAUCGUAGACGACACCAAUCUCUACCAGUUGCACAACACUGGAAAAAUCUGGCGUUACACAGGCCCCCCGCUGACCGGGUGGCAGGAAUUGGACGACAAUACCGCAACGACGAAGAUCGUAGCCGCAAGAGGGAAUCUCUAUCAACUCCACAACACUGGGAAGCUUUGGAAGUAUACCGGCGUCCCACACACGGGCUGGCAAAUGCUGGAUACCAACGCCGCCACAGUUGACCUUGCAGCAAGUGGCGAUGACUUGUAUCAGCUGCACAACUCGGGCCGCAUCCGGAAGUAUACAGGGGUACCUCUAACUGGAUGGCAGGAGUUAGACAACAACGCCGCAACAAAGACGAUUGUUGCUUCCGGCGGGAACCUUUACCAACUCCACAAGACGGGACUGAUCUGGAAAUACACCGGGGUGCCGUACACCGGGUGGCAGAAGCUAGACGAGAAUGCAGCUACCGUCGAAAUUGUCGCUAGAGGCGACGAGCUCUACCAACUCCACAACGCAGGAAAGAUCUGGAAAUACACCGGCAUUCCUGUGACUGGCUGGCAGCUCCUAGACAAUAACCCCGCGACUAAGGAAAUAGCAGUAGGAGCAGGUGGGCUCUACCAAAUCCACACGACUGGAGCAAUUUGGAAGUAUGUUGGCCCGCCGGUGGCAGGCUGGACGCAGCUCGACGGGAAUGAUGCUUCCACUCACAUAGUGGCUGGGAAUUGGCUCUAUCAGCUACAUAGAACUGGUCUCAUCUGGCGACACAUCGGGUAG
Exophiala bonariae is the source of this 1614-nucleotide messenger RNA. RefSeq lists its product as uncharacterized. The coding region runs from base 1 to 1614 and encodes 537 amino acids. Lineage: Eukaryota; Fungi; Ascomycota; Eurotiomycetes; Chaetothyriales; Herpotrichiellaceae. The transcript has a single exon. The record is from RefSeq and is a predicted model, not a curated record. Gene Ontology annotation, molecular function: metallopeptidase activity.